AGCCUUGGAUCGCUGUUUCGCUCUUCGCUUGCACUGGCGCUAGAACGUUGAAACUCAGAUUGUGGAAUUGUUGUUCUCGCCAGUUACCGUCAAGUUUGUUUCCGCUAGGUUAAUCUCCGCGCUCUAAGCCGCCUCGCGAAUUACCUCGCCACCACCCAACACAUAUUCAACGUCGCGAUCAUGGAUGCGGACAGUGCCCUAUUGAUAGCAAGGCUCUUGCAAGAGGAUCUUUAUGGCUCGACUCUUUGGACAGCUGAUGAAAACGAUCCGUCUGGAUCCGAAGACACACCUCGACUGGUUGGUGACCUGGCAGAGUUCGAAAUGAUGUCCAGUGCGGAUGCAGCAUUUGCGAGAAGGUUGCAAGCUUUGUACGAUAAUAGGGAUACCCCUGACGGCGACAUCACAGGGGCUUCCUUACUUGGCGUGGAUUUUUGGCAGAAACGCCCUAGGGACAAAGGAAGCGGCGCUCAUUCGGGUGCUGCUCGCCCCCAUGUCGGGAAGGCCAAAUCGCAGGCCGAACCCAACAUGGAGGGCAAAGUUGAUCCCCCGCACCUAGGAAUCCUCGACAGCAGUGAUGCGCCACUCGCUCCUCUUUUGCUUACACGCUCACCGAAGCUCUCGCCACCUUCUUGUCUAAUUUGCUUGGAGGAUUUUAAUAUUGCUGCUUCUUUAUCGGGUACUCUACUCGUGGCUUCCUCUAAAGCGCUAUAUGGGCGCUUGCUAUCGUGUCCUCAGAAACAUCCAUUCUGUUAUCCAUGUCUCCAGCACUUGAUUCGAUCCAAACUUGAAAGAGCGCGGAAAGGGGAGGGGGUGUUUCCCAUCCGCUGUCCAAGUUGUCCCAAUGAAGAUUGGAGCAUUCGUGAAGACGAUGCGGAGUUGCUCUUGGAUGCUCAUGAUCUCCGAGAAUGGCGUCGAAUUGCUGAGCUCGAGUCUCGUCCCAAGUUCUAUUGUCCUGAGAGACACUGUUCUGAGCUGAUUUUCAAGAUCGAUGGACAGACCCAGAUGGAUUGUCCCCGAUGCGGACUUCAAUUGUGCUCUACCUGCGAAUCCAGAUGGCAUGCAGGCCUCAAUUGCGAGCAAUAUCAGAGUCUUUCACUUCAUGAGCGCUCCCCAGAUGACCUGCUUUUCUUCACUGUGAUGGUCAAAAACAAGUGGAGACGGUGUCCGAAAUGUGGUGUCGUUAUUCAGCGGGGUGAGGGCUGUCGCCAUAUUGUUUGCAGAUGCGGGACCCAGUUUUGCUACAGGUGCAGCAAUCUGUGGGAUCUGAAUGCAGGGAAGUGUGGCGGCAAGCGUCCUUGUGAUCUGUGGUCGGAAGAGGAGCUUCUGCGUCAUGACAUGGAAGUCCAUGGGCCAGUUGUGGGGGAGAUUGAGGGCUAGCUCUAUCCACUGCUCCUGUAGAGUUGGGAAUCGUGGUGUUAACGAGCCGGGGCUGGUGACAGCAUCAGCCGAGUUCAGAGAGGUGGCUGAGUUUAAAUAUUUAAGUAUAAGGUGACCUAUGUGGUACUGGAACUCGGAUCACAGACAUCGUUGAACGAGACUGGAAAGGAAGGGUGCCUAGUCUGGGCGCACAAUUUUCAGCUAGUAUCGCAGGUUGCGCAGAACGUUAUCAGGGAUCUGUUUCGGGUUAUUGAACUGCACACCGUCGCAUCAGGGGUACGGUGUAGAAGUCUUCCUUCUAAUGUUCUGUUGGUCUCCGUAUGUGAAAUCAU
Molecule: messenger RNA, 1709 nt
Organism: Cantharellus anzutake
Lineage: Eukaryota; Fungi; Basidiomycota; Agaricomycetes; Cantharellales; Hydnaceae
Exons: 8
Coding region: 181-1377 (398 amino acids)
Biological process (GO): protein polyubiquitination; positive regulation of proteasomal ubiquitin-dependent protein catabolic process; ubiquitin-dependent protein catabolic process
Cellular component (GO): ubiquitin ligase complex; cytoplasm
Molecular function (GO): zinc ion binding; ubiquitin conjugating enzyme binding; ubiquitin protein ligase activity
Source: RefSeq, a predicted model, not a curated record